Penicillium arizonense is the source of this 687-nucleotide messenger RNA. RefSeq names its product tRNA (carboxymethyluridine(34)-5-O)-methyltransferase. The record is from RefSeq and is a predicted model, not a curated record. The coding region runs from base 1 to 687 and encodes 228 amino acids. Gene Ontology annotation, molecular function: tRNA binding; S-adenosylmethionine-dependent methyltransferase activity. Lineage: Eukaryota; Fungi; Ascomycota; Eurotiomycetes; Eurotiales; Aspergillaceae. Gene Ontology annotation, cellular component: cytoplasm; nucleus. The transcript has 3 exons. Gene Ontology annotation, biological process: tRNA wobble uridine modification.
AUGGCGACCCCACAGGCAGAUGAAGCCUAUGAGCAAAAGAAUGUGCAUGAGGUUUAUCAGCAGAUUGCCCAGCAUUUCUCCGCUACCCGGUACAAGCCAUGGCCUAUAGUCGAACAAUUUCUACAGGGUCUGGCGCCCGGUUCAGUGGGUCUAGAUGUAGGAUGUGGUAAUGGCAAAAACUUGAUGGUCAAUCGCGAUGUAUUUAUCGUUGCUUCGGAUAGAUCUGAAAACCUGGCUCGCAUAGCCCUUCAGCACCAGCCGCAUUCGACCGUGGUAGCCGACAUUCUCGACCUCCCCCAUCGGGACGCAAGCUUUGACUUUGCAAUCUCGAUCGCGGUCGUGCACCAUCUUUCCACCCCGGCUCGGCGCAUUCAGGCAGUCGCUGAGAUUCUGCGGACCGUCAAAGUUGGUUCAAAGACGCAUGAGGGUGGUAAGAUCCUGAUCUAUGCCUGGGCCCUUGAACAGAAGAACAGCCGCAGAGGUUGGGACAAGGGUGAUGAGCAGGAUCGAAUGGUCCCCUGGGUUCGCAAGGGUGACCAGCCCCAGACCUUCCACCGCUACUACCACCUGUACGAGGAAGGCGAGCUAGAGCGGGACAUCGACAACGCCGGCGGUCGUGUGCUGGAAGCGGGGUACGAGAAAGACAAUUGGUGGGCGAUCGCGACGCCCAAGACGGCUGACGUUUGA